AAUCAAAUUUUCAAGGGUUUCCAGUGGUACAAAAUAAAAGAAGUAUGCAACUUUUAGGACAUAUAGGACGUCCUGAACUGAAAUACGCAAUUGAUAAAGCAAAAAGAAUAAAAGGAACAUCAAUUGGAACUGCGCAUUGUUUUUUUAGUAGUUUUGAUGAUUUUAAUAAUAAUAGCAUUUAUGUUACUACUAAUAAUGAUCCUGAUGUUGGUGGUGGUGAUGGAGAAAGUAGUAAUAGCAGUUCAUCUAAUUUUAUAGAUUUUGGUCCUUUUGUUGAUCAGACGCCUAUAACGGUGAAUCCUCGUUUGCCAUUAGAAACUGUCAUGGAUUUAUUUAAGAAAAUGGGGUGGGCCAAGAGUAAUAUUAAUUGA
Messenger RNA from Entrophospora candida, 371 nucleotides. Lineage: Eukaryota; Fungi; Glomeromycota; Glomeromycetes; Entrophosporales; Entrophosporaceae. The record is from the annotation of a GenBank genome assembly.